Messenger RNA from Penicillium cataractarum, 1281 nucleotides. RefSeq lists its product as uncharacterized. Lineage: Eukaryota; Fungi; Ascomycota; Eurotiomycetes; Eurotiales; Aspergillaceae. The transcript has a single exon. Gene Ontology annotation, molecular function: protein binding. The record is from RefSeq and is a predicted model, not a curated record. Bases 1 to 1281 code for a protein of 426 amino acids.
AUGGAAGACUUUAAUAUUGAGGUUUUCGCCUGCAGCAUCAAACCCGAGACAGUAACAGAAUUCGUGACCAAUCAUGAGCUCAGCACCCGGGAGACCACAUAUUUCAAUGUCCACAAAAGAGCCCCGGACGUCUUAUCCACCCCAAACCUACUCGAUAUCAUGGAACGCGCCAGCUCGGCCUGCAUGGAGGCCAACUUCGAAUGGACAAGCUGCGCUAUUUCCGUCCCAUUCAAAUUCGAAAUCGCACAUUCCGCGCCUGUCCCCCCAAAGACAACAGUCACCGCGACCGCACACUACCAAGGUCGCGAGAACAAAGCCUUCAGGUUUCUCGUAACCGCUUACGAUGAUACAGGCGAGAUCGCUAAGGGGACGUUCUGCCGCUCGAUUGUGUGUAAGGAAAAUCUCGAGAAUGAGGCAUUACUACGGCAAAAAUCCCCCGCGGGGAAGAUAUAUGCACGAAAUUCAGAAUUAGAGUGUGUUUUAAAAACCCACGAGGGAUCACUGUCAACCCUUCUGCAAUCUCCCAAAACUGGCGACCCUGAAAGGGACUGUAUAAUGUGUUAUCCAUUUCGAAAACACUGGAGGGGAGAUAGUCUUCCUCAUAACAGCGUCUCUCGCGGCUUUCAUCACGCGGCUCACCAUGGAUCGGCAAAGCUUGUCAAGCUGUGGCUAAAUAGCGGCAUCGAUGUUAGCUCGUACUUGAGCACUGGGUUAUACGCUGCGGUUGAAGGAGGACAACCCGAAGUGAUGCAGUUAUUAAUGGAUAGGGGUGCCGAUCCCUUAACAUGGCACACUAGGGGAGUUGGCCACGAGAAUUUACUUCAUAUUGCCGCACGGGGUACGAACGACGAGGUCGUUUCGUUGCUACUACAGAAGGGACUUGACCCGAAUAUUACUGAUCGAGAGUAUUACUGGAGCGCGCUUCACUUCGCUAUUCAUCAAGGUAGGUCGUUGAGUAAGGUGAAGUUGUUAAUUGAUGCCGGUGCAAAUCCCAACACAAGAGAGGAUGAAGGGUGUACAAGUCUCCAUUUUGCGGUGGAGAGAGGUGAUAUUGAGAUGGUCCAAUUUCUGAUCGACAAGGGUGCAGAUAUGGAGGUAACAGCUGCCAGGGAUACUCCUCUAAUGAUGGCUGUUCGACUAGGGGAUACGGAAGUAGUAAAGAAGUUGCUUGCCAACGGCUGCAGUCCAUACCUUGGCAAUGGGCGUUGUUCUGCGCAUGAGUGGCUUGCAGGUCAACCUGUGCCUGACUUGACCGGACCUGCACGUUGUCUACGACCAUAA